GGUCGCCGCGACGAUCGGGCGCGCUCGGUACGGUACGGCGUGGCGACGCGACGCGGCGGCUCGGCGUGUAACGCGCCUCACUUCAGUCCGUUACGGUGCGUCGCGCGGCGCGUUCGGUGGGACGACGUGCGUUUCGUACGUCGAGGGGAAGGCAUACGCGCGUGCACACACACACACACACACACGAGGGAGACGCGUCUCUUGUGGCGUCGCUGCGGUGGUGCGGAGGGCGCACACAUACGCGUCACAGAAAAACGCGAAGCCUCCCCUUUAUCAAACUCGCGCUCCUACGUUCUCGCUCUCCCCGUCUCCCUCUCCCUCUCGCGCGCGAGUCCCCGCGAGCGCUCGGAGCACGCGUCUCUCUGACAUGCGGCCGGCGAGCGUCAGGACGAGCCAUUGUCCGUGCCGUUUGACACUCGGGGCAACGGCCAGCCGUGCAAGCGACGACUCUUCCCGCAGCCGCAUCGAGCGAGCGAGCGAGCUCAACUCACCGGUCUGAACUUACUUGCGGAUCGCGACGCGGGAAAGGCGGAGCGCGGGAGGCGGCUGCCUAAUCGUGGAUAUUUUUAUUACGGUCUUUGAGAAUGGAGCACGGAGAACCGAUGUAAAGGGAGUAGACGCGAUAGAUGUUCGGCGCCAUGUUACGCCCUUGUAUCGUCGGAAUCGUCGUCGGCUAAGUUUCACGUAUCUCUGGCCCCGUGGUAUAUUUAUUAUUUAUGAAUGGAUGGAGCUGCGACGGGAAUUGGAGGAGGACCGGUUGCGGAUCUGGGAAAUCUGGAAAGAUGGUGGUACAAUCCGGGGAUCGUCGCCUGGAGCUUUGUGCUCUUCGGCAGCUUUCUCCUCAACGCGACACUUCUACUUGCGUUUCUCGUUAGACCAGGACUGCGCACCAUCUCCAACAGAUUCGUGAUGAACCUAACCGUCUCGAAUUUGUUGACGUGCGCUGUGCUGAACCCGUUGCUGAUGAUGGACGGCCCGGCGGCAGGAGACGCGCCGACAGCGUCCACGUCGGCGCCGGAGGACGUCGCGUCGCUGUUCGGCCCGACGUCGACGUCGACGUCGGCUGCCAGUAAUAUUUGCGCGAUAUCCGAAGGCGCAACCGCGCUCGUCACCACGUCGUCAGUGCUGUCGGUCCUGCUGAUCGCCGUCGACCAGUACUUCGCCGUGGUGGACCCAUUGCGUUACCGGGCCCGGGUCGACAAGAUCAAGUCAGCCGUGCUGAUCGUUUCCGUAUGGUUGGUCUCGGCGGCCUUUGGCUUGGUCGCCUCCUUGAAUCCGUAUCCUCGCAGCCUUUGGCUGUCCUGCGGCACGACGGCGGCUCUGUCAGAAAAUUCAUCCUAUCGCGAUCGCGUCUUCGUACCGAACAUUACCGCAUCGGCGGAAACGUCGUUCGAAUCCGCGUUCGGGUUCUUCGGCAAUGGAACGAGCGAGGAAGAGGAGAUCGACGAUGUCGCGGUGUUGCUGAAGACGAUCGAGUCGAUCAAGAUCGAUAAUGGCGUCGGCCCCCUCGAGAAUUCCACAGUGAUUUUCCACACUCUGAACAAUGGCACCGUCACUUACGGGCUUAUUUACGCGAUCGUGUACAGUGUGUUCGCGUAUCUACUUCCGUUCGCCGGUGUUUGCUGGAUUUACAUCAGCAUUUACUCAGCCGCACACCGAAACUCCGAGAGAACUCGCAGGACUGGCUCGCGACCGAUCCUCUCGUCGGCCAGCUUCAGCGAGGAUCCGUAUAGUUACGCAAAGCCGCAGAAUCAGUCCACCGAUCCGUUUCCCGAAGAAUUCCGUAGAAUACCCAAGAUCUCGAGUCUCUCGUCGAUCGACGAGACGAGCGAGACUACGCACUCGGCCAAUCAGAUAUCACGUCGGAGAUCCUUCUCGUCAUCGUCGGAUGCCGUGCAGUCAGGACCGAGUGAUGAGAAAACGUCGUCAGGCGUCGUCUUCACUGUGGGUCUGCAACCAGUGGAAGUGUCAUCGUCAUCGUCGCGCGGUCAGGAUAACGAUAAUAACCUGAAAGCGGCGAAUUUGCAAGCAAAUUAUCUUAAGAGGGAACGUGGCGUUUCGUCUUACGAAGACCUCACCGCGAGUAAAUUCCGCGAUUCAGCGGAGGAUCGCAGACGGAAAUCUUCGUGCGAUUUAACGGAUGAGUUCAUCAGGGAAUCAUCCGUUUGGAUCGCCGGGAUGGACUCGAGCGACUCCGAAUCUGAGAACGACGGGCGACGCUAUGAUUACUUUGACUCUUUGAAAGUUCCUAAAAUAACUCGGAAGAUCACGAAUCGACGGUGCUCCGACUAUCUCCUGCCGGUCGUCGGAUGUGAGAGGACGAAGGAGCCGCGUGAAGACGUGGAAGUGCCCGAGCGGGACUCUUUUGAAAGGAUGGAUCCUCGUCGUGUUGACGAGGAGGUCUCCGUCGCGGCCAAGACGACGGAACGAGAACAGGCGCGGAACGAAAUUUUGACUUCGAGCGGUUCGAACUCGACGGAAAACAAAAGAUCGAGACGACCUAGUCGCCGUUUAUCGAGAUCCGGCGUUUUGGAUGUCAAUUUGGACCCACACACGAUUGGCAGAAACGUGGAGAACGUCGGAAACAGUAGCCUGGAAUCCUCGUCUUGCCUCCUGACACCGAUCGUGACGAUCACGCCGGCGCCAGGCAAACCCGGCACGCUGCACCGGGUGGCUAGUGUACGCAGCACCAGCAGUUACAUUAAUUCUCUCAAGCACCGGAUCAGCAACGGUUCCCUGUUUAGAUACCGCGAGGAGACGCGGGCAGCCAGGAUCAGCGCGCUGGUGAUUGUAAUGGGCUUGAUCUGCUGGUCGCCGUACGUGCUGUUGAGCGUGAUGAAAAACCUGCCGCAAUACUCGGACUAUGUUUUCCCGCACGAAUACGAUGUGUUAGCGCUCAGUUUCUUAAUCCUGGCCGCCUACGCGAGCCCAUUACUUUUCGGCUACCGGUCCCGACGAGUGAAGCGGGAGCUGCGCAAGUUCUUCUGCUUCCAUCGCGAGCUCUCGUACAAGAACAAUCGCAGCCUUAUGGCGAAGAAGGUGCUGAAGCGUCGGCACAGCAGCACCUUGAGCCACUUGGAGAUGGACCAUCGUUACAAUAUCUUCAACUGCGUCUACGGCAGGAGCAGGUGGCCCAAGGAAAAAGUGCAGUUCGUCCAGGUGCCGGAUACCGCCCUCGCCGUGGAAACCUGCAGGAGCAGCUUCUCGAGCGGCGCCAGCACGCAGAUCUCCAGCACGUCCACGGAGGAGUGUUGAAUCGCGACGAGUCUCGCGAGAUGGCGCGGAUUUCCGCGCGUUGAAAUCGCGAGAGGAUUGGUUUUUUCAAUGAUCGACGUGAUCCUACGGGAGAAGGGAUAUGCGCGACGCAACGGGGGGAGACAGCGUAAAAUAUGCCUGUGUUUACGUACGUGGUACAAGUUCGUCAAUGAACUCCGUGCGAUCGGGACGAUAACUAACGAGAGAUAGAUAAAUAACGUAGCCAGAGACGAGAACUUACGUAUGUUUAUGGCUUACGUAUGUUUCGGUACGCGGAUCGACACACUUUUGUGAUUCGUCACGGUCCCCUUAGACGUGUCCCACAUUAUACGUCGCCUUUUAUUUUCGGACAAUGCGAUGUGAAUGAGACCGAGCGACGCGAACGUGUGCGUCCCGAGCGCUCUAAUGCGUGCGAAUCCAAUUGUCGCGUCCAAUGCGUCUUUCUUCCGACGACACUUCCGCUCUUUCACUUGUUCACGCGAGAUUAACGAGAUUUGGCAGAACAAUGCCAAUUUUGGCAGUGCAAUCGGACGUUCGAAAUCACCGUUUAUUUCGAAAACUGUGCGCGUUCGACGAAAGCUCGACGAGACGUCGUCGCCGCAAAACGACCGAAACGAGAAGACGUCGCGUCUGCGUCAUUGUCUUGCUCUGUAAUCAAAAUAAGUACGCUAGUUCGUACGCAGACCUCGCAAACCGGCGCGUGAAACCGCUACUCUCGGCGAGGCUGUCCGUUUUAGUAUUAAGAGCAUAUUAUCGCGCUAAGUCGUCAGGUGUUAGCUGGCUCGAGAAGUAUUAGAGUUCGCCGAACCCGAAAGGAGGCUUUAGUCUUUAUGCUUAUUUACGCGCUGCAUCCAUGUAUUUUACCCCUCCCCUCUCGCCCUCUUUCCCCCUCCCCCCUCCUCUCCCGUUUCCUUCGUCCGUUUCCUCUCCGCGUUCGUCGACGUAAUUGCCGGCAGCAUCGUUCGACGCACGCAGGUAGGAUGAAUCUGGUUGCAGCGCGGCGUGCACUCUCGUAAACGGCUAUUUAUUCGCGGAAUGUCGAACAUAUGUCGUCCGUACGACUCUGUAUGUAGAUAUUGUACACAGCAUUUCUCAUGACAAAGUCUUUCGUCGAGGCGUCGCCGUGUCCCGUCGAAAGGACACUCCCUCCCUCCCUCCCUCCCCCCGCAACCCCACAGCCCACGAUUAUUACUUUUGUACAUUACAAUUAGAGACUCUGUCUUUAUUUAUAUUAAAUAAUUUGUACAUAGAGAUUGGACGGCGAAUCUCAGCGCUGCUAGUUACUAUAGAAUUACUCACGUCCUGUGUGUAGCGUUUCGAUCGUAGCGUGAUUCGUAUGUGUAGUAUAAUGUAUAUGAUGCGUCAUUACCGUUUUGUAUUAUAUAUAUCCGCCAUGGUGAACUCGACAGGCUGUCUAUGACAUGUGAUAACACCAAAACCAUAAUAUUAGCCACUUAAUAUUAGCUUUAUUUAUGUGACUUUCUCAAUAAAAUACUUUUUGCGAGAUCGCAAAAUCCGCACUGAAUAUAUCAAUGCAUGCAUACGUGUGCGCGCGCGCGCGCGCGCGUGUGUGUGCGUGCGUGUACAUGAAUGUGUGCGUAAACCAUUUUGCGAAAUAUCAGGACGUCUUAUAGACGUUAACGAGAUCGUAAAUUAUUAUUUUAAACUCUUCCAAUAAUAAAUAGAUCAAGAUUUUAA
Molecule: messenger RNA, 4953 nt
Organism: Pogonomyrmex barbatus (red harvester ant)
Lineage: Eukaryota; Metazoa; Arthropoda; Insecta; Hymenoptera; Formicidae
Biological process (GO): G protein-coupled receptor signaling pathway
Cellular component (GO): membrane
Molecular function (GO): G protein-coupled receptor activity
Source: RefSeq, a predicted model, not a curated record